CUCCGCACUGUCGACGCAGCCCGGGUCGCGUGGGGGAAGGGCCGCGGGCUGCAGGGGCGGGCGUGCUCCGGCAACAUGGCGGAGGCGGGCCUCGCCCAGAUCCCCGAUGUGGACAUCGACUCCGAAGGCGUCUUCAAGUACGUGCUGAUUCGAGUCCGUGCGGCGCCGCCCUCCGGGGCCCCGGCCGGGGAGAGCAAAGAGAUCGUGCGCGGCUACAAGUGGGCCGAGUACCACGCCGACAUCUUCGACAAGGUAUCGGGCGAGAUGCAGAAGAAGGGCUAUGGCUGCGAGUGCUUGGGAGGCGGGCGCAUCUCCCACCAGAGCCAGGACAAGAAGAUCCACGUGUACGGCUACUCCAUGGGUUACGGUCGCGCCCAGCACUCCGUCUCCACCGAGAAGAUCAAAGCCAGGUACCCUGACUACGAGGUCACCUGGGCGGACGAUGGUUACUGAGACCCUCCUGAGCCCACUCAGAACUCUGCCC
Ceratotherium simum simum (southern white rhinoceros) is the source of this 484-nucleotide messenger RNA. It is a transcript of the gene PHPT1, whose product is annotated as phosphohistidine phosphatase 1. Lineage: Eukaryota; Metazoa; Chordata; Mammalia; Perissodactyla; Rhinocerotidae. Gene Ontology annotation, cellular component: cytosol. Gene Ontology annotation, molecular function: protein histidine phosphatase activity. The record is from RefSeq and is a predicted model, not a curated record. Gene Ontology annotation, biological process: peptidyl-histidine dephosphorylation.